Messenger RNA from Colletotrichum abscissum, 465 nucleotides. RefSeq lists its product as uncharacterized. The transcript is spliced from 3 exons. The record is from RefSeq and is a predicted model, not a curated record. Lineage: Eukaryota; Fungi; Ascomycota; Sordariomycetes; Glomerellales; Glomerellaceae. Bases 1 to 465 code for a protein of 154 amino acids.
AUGGGCCUCUUCGGCAUGGCAGCGAGCUACCUCGCCUUCUCCGUCCUCCACUUCUUCCAGUUCGUUCUGGCCGUCACCGUAUGCGGCCUCUACGCCGUCGACCUCAACCGCGCUAGAAGUGAAGGGAGCUACACCGACGGGAAAUGGGUCUUUGCUGUCGUGGUCGGCGCUCUCUCCGCCGUAACGGCUCUGCUCUACUUCAUCCCCUUCAUCCUGCGCUUCGCCAUUGUCUGGAUCUGGGAUGCCAUCCUCUUCAUCCUCUGGAUCGCCCUGUUCGGUCUCUUUGGCAAUAUGUACAUCAAGGAGAAUGCAGAGGGCGACAGCGGCAUUCAGCGCAUGAAGAACGCCGUUUGGGUCGACUUGGCCAACGCCCUUCUCUGGCUCAUCAGCGCGCUGGCGACUGCCGCCUACUGGUGGAGACACCGCGAGCGCCGCACCCGCUUCACUGGCCGUGGAAAGGUCUAA